Hypanus sabinus (Atlantic stingray) is the source of this 2508-nucleotide messenger RNA. RefSeq lists its product as uncharacterized. The record is from RefSeq and is a predicted model, not a curated record. The transcript is spliced from 2 exons. Bases 236 to 1858 code for a protein of 540 amino acids. NCBI's taxonomy places the organism in Eukaryota, Metazoa, Chordata, Chondrichthyes, Myliobatiformes, Dasyatidae.
CUUUCCACGAGGCUCAUCUGAGCACAAGCAGUUUUGCAGGCAUGAGAAAUCACAGUGAGAGCAACGCUUUUUCACCAUAUGUUAAUGUGAAGAGUGAACAGUAAAUGGUUAAUCUUACUGCGAUCUGGUUCUUAUUAACUGUGGUUUAUCCGGACGUUAAAUUCGGCGUUUCGUUACACCCGAAGGAGAACGUGACAGUGAAAAAGCGGCAUUAUCAGGUGUUUCAAGUGCUGCAAUGUCAGCUCAAUCCAGCAUCAAGUCGACGCCGCCCAGCGACAAGGGCAGUAAACCGACAUCAAGUAAGCCCACCCAGGCGUUAUCAGGUGUUCCAAGUGCUGCAAUGUCAGCUCGAUCCGGGAUCAAGUCGAUGGCGCCCAGCGACAAGGGCAGUAGAACGACAUCAAGUAAGUCCACACAGGCAAGAGCCAAGGCAGAAGCCGCCAAGGUGCGACUGCAUUACGCCAAACAAGAGGCAGUUUGGAAAAUGAAACUGACCACCAGAGAAGCCGAAAUCCAGAAAGAAAAGGCUGCCAGACAAAGAGAAGAGGCUGCCAGACAAAGAGAAGAGGCCGCCAGAGAAGCCGAAACCCAGUUGGAAAUGACAAAAAUAUCGACAGAGUUGCAUGUGCUGCAGCUAGAAGGAGAAAGAGAAGCUGCCAGGGUGGAAGCAAAGUACAUAGAACAAGCUGAAGGGUCGCGUGAUCUGACCGAAGUAAGAUCUACUUUAGAAAGGACCAGACUGGAACGCACAAGCGACUAUGUACAAUAUCAAAUAGACAGGCAGGCUCGUCUCCCCUCUCCAUACGUAUUCGAUAACUUCCCCAGCUACGAGGAACCUCAGAGAGUCACGGUUGCAUCACAUCCAUACGAGGAAGGAAAUUUACCCUCACGGCUCCGUGAUGAAGUCAAGAAUGAAAGAACCAACAACGCUCCUUCACCCCCACAACAGGACGGCGGGGAGGGAGAGGUUCACUCCAGGACAACAAUUGUCAGCUCGAACUGUACAGAAGUUUGCGGUCAAACUCAGUCAAGCCGUUCUUGUUCCGAGAUCUGCCUCACUGAGGUAUACCCUAAAGAAGCACAACAAGACAUUACCAAGUGUAAAGCAACCGACGAGACGCUAGGUCAGUCAGUUUUCGUUCAAACGAAGUAUGACAACAAACUUGCACAAUCAGCUCAAGAUACCAUUUCUUUAAAACCCAAAGACACCAAGGUCUUCAGAGAUGAAGCAAAUAAUGGGGUUGCCCCAUUGCCAAUCAGAGAACCACGCCAGCGCUCACCAGAUAACAAAGAGCAGGCAGUCAAACGGUUCACGUCCUUACGGAAAACCCGGAAAAGGAAACCCGAGAUGCAGCAACGCACCCGAUUGGCCCACGAGGUACUGUGCACCCUAAUGGCAGAGGUCACAGCCAUUAUAAACGCACAAUCAUUCCUACCUGUGUCUUCUGACCCAGAAAACCCCUUUAUACUUUCGCCAUCAAUGCUCCUUACACAGAAGGCAGGGGCACCUCCUCCACCAGGAGACUUUUCAGACAGGGAUCUGUACACAAAGCAAUGGAGACAAGUCCAGGCUCUGGCAAAUCAGUUCUGGCCUCGCUGGAGACAAAAAUAUCUACCUUUGUUGCAACAGAGACAAAAGUGGACAGAACCCCGCAGGAAUCUUCAAGUUGGAAACUUAGUCCUGCUCAGGGACAAGCAAGUCGCUCGCAACAGCUGGCCAAUGGCCAGAAUCACUGCUACAUUCCCUAGCGAGGAUGGACAUGUCAGGAAGAUCGAAUUGAAGACUACCGACCAAGGCGAUGUGAAAAUUUACCAAAGGCCAGUUACAGAAGUUAUUCUACUUCUACCCAAUGACUGAUUAAGAGACUAAGUUUGUACUCUGCUCAUUGUGACCUUACGAAGGUCAAGCGGGGAGUGUGCUGUCUUUACGACAGUUAUUUAGUUUAUAAUAUUUUCGCUUAGUAAUUCAUUCAAUAGUAUUUUCUAGUUAGAAUUAGAAGUGUUUAAAGUAUAUUCAUUGCAUGUAAAAUAUAUCGGCAUGCGAUGACGUCACAUCCGGUUUCGCCGCGUCUUGUGGGAAAACACCGGUUUGAAAUUAGCGCGAGGGUGGGGGCUUUCCACGAGGCUCACCUGAGCACAAGCAGUUUUGCAGGCAUGAGAAAUCACAGUGAGAGCAACGCUGUAAGUUAAUAGAUAAUCGAUAUAUUGAACUAAGAUGUUAAUGCUGACCCUGUUAGAGGUAACGUCGGUAGAUAAUGUUUAUGCUUUCGUUAGUUAAAGAGUCGCGGAUAGUUUGCAUGGAAGUGUAUUUAAAGUAGUCAAUGGAGCAGGUAAACUCUCCCUGUAUACUGCACCUUAGUGUAAUGUAGUUAUAGUCACCUUUGCAAGUAUUUACACUUGAAAUGUGAUAUUAAGGAAGGAACAAAUACUGUAUCAAUCUUGUAUUGUUUUAUCAACAGUUUUCACCAUAUGUUAAUGUGAAGAGUGAACAGUAAAUGGUUAAUCUUA